Messenger RNA from Penicillium coprophilum, 573 nucleotides. RefSeq lists its product as uncharacterized. The coding region runs from base 1 to 573 and encodes 190 amino acids. Lineage: Eukaryota; Fungi; Ascomycota; Eurotiomycetes; Eurotiales; Aspergillaceae. The transcript has a single exon. The record is from RefSeq and is a predicted model, not a curated record.
AUGCAUCAUAUACGCAACCCCACAGACGAAGACUUCAUCUAUGAUCCGCGGCCACAGCCGCUCGAGAACCCGGUUCUUAAAGGCCGCUGCGAGCUUGCUUCUUUCAAUUAUGAGCAGAGCCGACAAGCUGCUAGCCUGAUUUCUGCGUUUGGGAACGACGAGUCUAACAUCCCCGAGUUUGGGGUAGGAAAUUGCCAAGACUGGGUUUCAAGUGCUGUUGGAAUGCUUGAGCAUGCUGGUGUUUUUCCUUCUGGAGAGGAGCAAUUCUGGAAGAGUAUGAUCAACAGAAGUUCGGAGGAAAUGAAAAAUGAAUGUCUUCGGGGAGGGAAGAAAUGGAUAGAUGGCCCAGAGUCGACGUAUGAAGGGGAUCCUGAUGCAAGAUUCGUGGACAGAGAACGGGACACAGCGAAGCCUGUUGGAAAGUUGGUUCAGAAUGAUGUGUUCCGGGCACGUAUGCAGUCGCUUUUGGGCCCCAAGCGAAGUGGUGAGAGUGAUCAUGAUGAGAUGCCUACAGAACGCCCGCUUUAUGUGUCGAGUCCUUUCUUUAGUAAGUUGGCUGGGAUGAAAGAUUGA